This is a messenger RNA of Loa loa (African eye worm), 1961 nucleotides long. RefSeq lists its product as hypothetical. NCBI's taxonomy places the organism in Eukaryota, Metazoa, Nematoda, Chromadorea, Rhabditida, Onchocercidae. The record is from RefSeq and is a predicted model, not a curated record. The coding region runs from base 1339 to 1881 and encodes 180 amino acids. The transcript is spliced from 4 exons.
CACUGAAAUGGCACUAAUAUGAGGGAUUAUGUCAUAGCAUUUGACGAGGUUGGGACAAAUUCAUUCUUUCUAAAAUGAAACAGAACGACUGCUUCUAUGAAUCAUUGAAAAGUUUGCUCUGUCAUUUCAUCGCCGAAAUGGCAUUACUUAAAAUAAUUUGAAUAAAACAACGUACAAGAUUGCAGAAUGCUAUGCGGCAAAAUGGUUUUUUUAGUUUUGAUGUAAAAAGAAAAACCGCCAGUAACGGACUUUUAGCAAGCGGUCUAACGAUUUGCAGGUAACAUGCAAACGGCGCACUGAAUACCUUAUCUGCAUGCAAAUAGUACUACUGCUCCAGCCAUGUAUGACGAACUUUUAGCAAACGAUGCAACAAGUCGCUUGCUUGUCCGCUUCAUUAAAUAGACUAUAAGAUGACUUCCUCCCUAGCAGACUGCCCCUAGACUUUCUUCCUGCUUCCGUAUGCUGCGUUAUUUCGCCGAACGAAAUGAGUACAGUUAUACGUGGAACCUGACUGAAAGCUCUUCAACGGCAAUGUGUCACAGUUCGAGUUCGCAAAAAAAAGUAUGUCACGUCCGCAUCGAGCACAAGUCACUUAUUUCGCUAUCUUGUCCUCUCUCCUUUUUCUUUACUUCUCUUUGUGUACAUGUCUCAUCGUGUUUGUUGCAUCGUUGUUGAGUGUCAUUAAAUCGAUCGGGAAAGAUAACGGAGAGCAGAAUACACAGCAACCACUAAUGCUAUCGGAGGCAUCGGUUAGACUGCACUCUGAUGUCGUCCUCAUUAUCGAGGUCUAACGAAAAUGUCUCCUUGCAGAUUUGUUUUGUUUAAGGAGGAUCUAAGCUGGUAGUACUUGACACAACUUUAGGGAAUAUUUAGGAUUCCUUUUGUAAAUUGUCUAUUACUAUUGUUUGGAAAGUGAAAGGUCGUCGAAUAGUUGCACACUUCGUGGCUUUUGAUUUUUGUUUUAUGGGAAUCAAUAUUUUUCUUCAUUCCAAAAGUGAAUAGAACUUGAAAAGAAAGUGUUUCACACCAGAAAUUAUCAUGCAUUACUGAUAUCACAAUAAUAAGCAUUUGAAAUGGAUAAUUUGGAAUCAGAGAAGGCUGACGGAACGGAUUCUCUCGGAUUGCAUCGAUUCCGGAGACCAUCACUAUUCUGAAACGUCUUGCAUUUCGCCUUGACAAGAACAUAAUCACCUUCAAUAAACUACUUGCAAUCAGUCUGUAAGCUGUGUACGGAGAACUGGAAGCGACAAGAAGUGACAGUUCAGGUUCUACUACUGAGACAUUAUAAGUCGUUAACUCAAAAAUUUUGGAUCAAUUGGGAGCCACUGGUUUUUGUUAAUGGGUCGUUUAUUUGUACUAUAUUUGCAACUGCAAAUAAUGCUACUCACCGGGAUAAGAGUAAUCCUAGCUAUCAAGGAUGAUAAUGCUCGAGUGAUUUCGAUUGUGGAACAAUUUGAGGAUGACACAUUUUGGGAAUUUCGUUCAAAGGCAGUGCGACGUGCACAGGUUUCGAAAAAAACUUGGAAUGAGUACGUGAAAUAUAAAGAACAAACAUGUCGCUUGGAAUUCGAGAAAGAUGUAGAAUCAAAGGCGAAAGGCUAUCUGAACUGGGAAGAAAUGGCUUUCCACAAAAGUUUACGGUUAAAGUUAUUGCCAAGCUUGGCAGCCGGUGAUGCUUUAUCAUACGAAGAUGCAGUCAUGUUAUCUAAUGUAGAUAGCCGCCUGAUUUCACCAGAGCCGGAAUCGCUUUGCAAGGUUGGCGUAAUUGAUGAUAGCGAUCAAAACGAAGUUGCUGAGAAAAGCCGUUUUGAAGAUACUUUGAUAAGUCGAUUGUUCCGGAAAGAAAUACGGGAAUCGGAACAAGGAAAUUCAGAGCAUUAAGCAUGAUCAGCUGUCUGAUUCUUAAGCUAAUUUUGAUUGCAUCAUAACAAAAAGAACUCGAAGGAUCUGUGCUAAUCAAU